UUCACCGCUUCGAAGAUUAUGAUGAUUGGUCCUUCUACUACUACAUGAAAACGCAGAAUUUUAGUGGUGGAUACGAGUUUGCCCUAGCUAAUGAACUAGGGCGCGCCAACCUCAAAGAAAGCAAGGAUCCGCGAGACGAAGGGAGUUCGGAGCCGCAGCCGCAGCCGCAUCUAGAGCGACGAAAACACAUUGUGGACGUAAACAUAAAGUGUUACUUUUGUUCACGUCCAACACAAACCGGCGGCGAACAUCAAAUAAGUAAUUUCCCUUGUGGAUUAGUCUUUGGUUAUUCAUGCAUGGAAGAUAAACUGCCAAAUGAGAACAAGACUUGUCCUAUGUGUGGCGAGAAGCACGCCGAGUUCGAUGUCACAAAACUCGACAUUAUCCCAGACCAAAUGAUGAAAUAGGUGAAUUUAAAGGAAAUUGUUCAUAGCACAAGCACACACGCACGUGUCAGAUAUAUUUCUCAUAUCAAUUGUUGUAUCGAACUUAUAUUUAUCAGGCAGAUGGAGUUAUGAGAGGUCAUAUUAAGCAAAGUUUUGGAGGAGCACUCACCAAUGGCGAAGGAAGUUCUCUCCUCUUAUCAAACAGGACAUUGCUACUACUUUUUCCUUAAGUAUUGUACGAAGUACAGAAUUAUGAUGUUUAUUUGCAUGAUUUGCUUCAUUUAAAAUGCAGUCAUAAGCGUUGACCUAAUUGAC
This is a messenger RNA of Salvia miltiorrhiza (redroot sage), 701 nucleotides long. RefSeq lists its product as uncharacterized. Gene Ontology annotation, molecular function: ubiquitin protein ligase activity. Gene Ontology annotation, biological process: interstrand cross-link repair; protein ubiquitination. The record is from RefSeq and is a predicted model, not a curated record. Lineage: Eukaryota; Viridiplantae; Streptophyta; Magnoliopsida; Lamiales; Lamiaceae. The transcript is spliced from 3 exons. Gene Ontology annotation, cellular component: nucleus. Bases 45 to 407 code for a protein of 120 amino acids.